AUGGGUCGUAUGCACAGUAAUGGAAAGGGUAUGGCAUCCUCUGCUUUGCCCUACGUUCGCUCUCCUCCCGCUUGGUGCAAGGCUGAUGCCGAAUCUGUUGUCGAUCAAAUCGUCAAGUUCUCCAAGAAGGGUAUGUCCCCUUCUCAAAUUGGUGUGACUCUUCGUGACUCUCAUGGAGUCCCUCAAGUUCGCUUUAUUACUGGUCAAAAGAUCAUGCGUAUCUUGAAGGCUAAUGGUCUUGCUCCUGAGCUCCCCGAGGAUCUCUACAAUCUUAUCAAGAAGGCCGUUACCGUCCGUAAGCACUUGGAGCGUAACCGUAAGGACAAGGACUCCAAGUUCCGCUUGAUUCUCAUCGAGUCUCGUAUCCACCGUCUUGCUCGUUACUACCGCAAGGCCGGUGCUCUUCCUCCUACCUGGAAGUACGAGUCUGCCACUGCUUCUGCUUUGGUUGCUUAA
Schizosaccharomyces osmophilus is the source of this 456-nucleotide messenger RNA. It is a transcript of the gene rps13, whose product is annotated as 40S ribosomal protein S13. Gene Ontology annotation, cellular component: ribosome; nucleolus; cytosolic small ribosomal subunit. The transcript has 4 exons. Gene Ontology annotation, biological process: translation. The record is from RefSeq and is a predicted model, not a curated record. NCBI's taxonomy places the organism in Eukaryota, Fungi, Ascomycota, Schizosaccharomycetes, Schizosaccharomycetales, Schizosaccharomycetaceae. Bases 1 to 456 code for a protein of 151 amino acids. Gene Ontology annotation, molecular function: structural constituent of ribosome; small ribosomal subunit rRNA binding.